Molecule: messenger RNA, 307 nt
Organism: Sphaeroforma arctica JP610
Lineage: Eukaryota; Ichthyosporea; Ichthyophonida
Exons: 1
Source: RefSeq, a predicted model, not a curated record
AUGGCACCCACUCCCACAGAACAGUCUCACACCGAUUUGACACUUUCACUUGACACUGACACGCAAAGCGAAACGGAUGUCAGGUCGACAGGUAUAUCAACCGUACACAUGGACGCCAAGAGCAGUACCAGUACAAGCACGGAGAGUAUGGGUGCGGGUACGGAGGGUAGUAAUAACGGCGGUAGCAACAAUGUCGAGGAGAAAGGCACUGAGGAAUCGGAGAUGUUUAAGGAGCAACAAUCUGGCGCUUCUAGUCCCAAAAAAAUUGAGCUGGACAGGCGCAUGGAUUCUCAAGGAAACAUUGUAC